AUGGGCGGUAUAUUAAAGAAUAAAAUUGAUAAAGAUCAACAAAUUUCAAAAGUUCCUGAAUCAGCUCAAGAAUUUAGAAAUCAAGUACUUCAAAAUACAAAAUUAAAUGCAUUAUUAAAAAAUAAUAUAAAUCCAGAAAUUUUAAAUUCUCAAGGUAAUAUUGAUCCAAAUAAAAUAAAUCAAUUAACUGAUGAUGAAAAAGAUAAACUGAAAUGGAAUGCUCAAAAUUUAAAAGAUAAUGAAGUUAUUCAAAAACAAAUUAUUGAAAAUUUAGGUCAAACUAUUGAUGAACCUAAAACUCCUUUCCAAAAAGCAACUCAACCUGAAUUAAAUGAAUAUUAUCAAGAUGAUGAUGAAAUAGAUGAUUUAAAUGAUUUUAAAUUAGGUGAACCUGAAAUAAAAGUUGAUGAAUUGGAUCAAAAAUUUGAUGUUAAAAUAAAUCCAGAAAAACAAGAACAAGAACAAGAUGAAGAAGAAGAAACAAAACCAAAAACAUCAUUUGAUGAAUUAAGAAAAAAACACUAUCAUCAUGAACAUAUUCCUGCUUUUACAAAAGAUGUUGAUGAAGAUGCUGACUUACCAAAUAAUGAUGAUGAAGAUGAUGAGGAUGAACCAAAACCUAAGAAAUCAUUUGCUGAAUUAAGAAAACAACAUUAUCAAAAAGAACAUGUACCUACAAAACCAUCAGAUAUUGAUGACGAUGAAGAUGAUGAAUGA
Hansenula ciferrii is the source of this 717-nucleotide messenger RNA. It is a transcript of the gene GLC8, whose product is annotated as PP1-complex regulatory subunit GLC8. Gene Ontology annotation, molecular function: protein phosphatase inhibitor activity. NCBI's taxonomy places the organism in Eukaryota, Fungi, Ascomycota, Saccharomycetes, Phaffomycetales, Wickerhamomycetaceae. The record is from RefSeq and is a predicted model, not a curated record. The transcript has a single exon. Gene Ontology annotation, biological process: regulation of signal transduction. The coding region runs from base 1 to 717 and encodes 238 amino acids.